AUGCAUCCGCCACCCUCUAUCGCAAUAAUCGGUGCCGGACCGAGUGGUCUUCUCUUCGCCCGUCUCCUUGAGGUGAAUGGACUCAAGGACUACGUUGUUUACGAGCGUGAUGAAUCGUCCAUCCCAGGCCCGUGGCAGCAAGGCGGCUCCCUGGAUCUUCAUGGCCCGUCAGGUCAGCAGGCACUCAAGGAAGCGGGUUUGUUCGAGGAAUUCAAUGCGGUCUACGCACGCUGGGAUGCCUCGCGGGUGCACAUACUUAGGUCCUCUGGAGAGACAGUAGGGCGCUUUGGUGAGGGCCGUGAUGCGCCCGAGAUCGAUCGCCUGCAGCUACGUCAACUUCUACUUAGCUCUAUACCCGCGCACAAGAUCCGGUGGGGUCACGGUGUGCGCUCUAUUGAUGGGAGGAAGACCAACAGUCCCGACGAUGUUGGUAAUGGCUGCGUUAUUCAUUUUUCUAAUGGCAACUCGGCCACUGGGUUCAAGCUUAUUGUUGGAGCUGACGGGGGUUGGAGCAAAGUCCGUCCCUUGAUCUCAACAGCCCAGCCAGUGUAUUCCGGAAAAAUGUACAUAGAAGGCACGAUCUCGCACAGCAACGCGAGCUACAAAGCAGCCCACGAGUUGGCCGGCCCGGGAAUGAUGAUGGCGAUGGGUCCAAACAAGAGCUUGGCAUUGCAGCAAGGGGCUGAUGGCACGUAUAGAAUGUACUUUGGUGUCGUCGUUCCUGAAGACUUUUACCAACACCGCAAUAGCAGUGCUACGGAAAAGUCCGAAGCUGUACGACAGUUGAUGCUAUCUUCGGAGAAAUUCUACGCAAACUGGGCACCGCAACUCAAAGCUAUCGCUGCAAAUGCAGAAGGUCCCUUCCGUGCCUGGAGUUUGCACUACCUGAGACCAGAAGAAGUCGGUUGGAAACGCGAUGCAGCUCCAGGUGUGACGCUACUCGGAGAUGCAGCGCAUCUUUCAACACCUUUUGUGGGCGAAGGAGUGAAUUGCGCCAUGUACGAUGCUGUGCUGCUGUUUAAACGUCUCCGUGAGCUCUUUGGCAAGCAUCCGGAUAUUGCAAGCGUCCAGGAAGCAAGCUUGGAAGAGGCCCUGUCUUCGUAUGAAGAGGAAAUGUUUGAGCGCGGUCGGGACUUGAUCCGGCGCAGCGCGGAGAGUGAAGAAGUGCUUUUCAGUGAUAAUGCAGUGGAGAACGUUUUCGGGUUCGUGGAUGGAGAACAUGAGGAACUGCUUUAUGAUGUAAAGGCCUCUGGUGGCAAAUAG
Molecule: messenger RNA, 1263 nt
Organism: Penicillium waksmanii
Lineage: Eukaryota; Fungi; Ascomycota; Eurotiomycetes; Eurotiales; Aspergillaceae
Product: FAD-dependent oxidoreductase
Exons: 2
Coding region: 1-1263 (420 amino acids)
Molecular function (GO): FAD binding
Source: RefSeq, a predicted model, not a curated record